This is a messenger RNA of Astyanax mexicanus (Mexican tetra), 3555 nucleotides long. RefSeq names its product F-box only protein 33. The transcript has 5 exons. The record is from RefSeq and is a predicted model, not a curated record. Lineage: Eukaryota; Metazoa; Chordata; Actinopteri; Characiformes; Acestrorhamphidae. Gene Ontology annotation, cellular component: SCF ubiquitin ligase complex. Gene Ontology annotation, biological process: SCF-dependent proteasomal ubiquitin-dependent protein catabolic process; positive regulation of protein ubiquitination. Gene Ontology annotation, molecular function: protein binding. Bases 271 to 1689 code for a protein of 472 amino acids.
AUUAAUUGUAUUAUAUUAGUUAUAAUAGUUAUUAAUGGCUGAAUAUGAGUUCAUCACUGUGCAUUAUUAAUAUGCAUGACUAUUAUGCAGUAAUUCUCCCCCCCCGGCUAAGGGCGACAGUGGUGGGGUCGGGCAGUAUUGAAGGCAGGGCAGCUGGGCGGCGGGUUGUUUUGCUGGGGCAGAUCGCGGGGGCAGUUUUCGGGGUGAGCGGGGCAGAUCCGGAGACUGGAGCGGUCAGAUCAGCGUGUUUACCCCCGUGAGGAGGCGGCCAUGGCUCUGUGCGGGAGUGUGGGGGCCGCGGCGCUGCCCAGCGAGCUGAUCGUGCACAUCUUCUCCUUCCUGCCGGAGCGGGACCGGCUGCGGGCCUCGGCGGUGUGCGCGCGCUGGCGCGAGUGCCUCUUCUACCCCGCGCUGUGGAGCGGCCUGAAGCUGCGCGCGCGCUCCGGGACCCCCGGCGCCACCGGGAGGCUCGAGUUCCUCAUGCGGCGCUUCGGCGGCUUCGCCCGGGAGCUGCAGCUGGAGCUGGACGGCGCGGCCCAGGCCGGACACGGGGAGCCGGAGCUGGAGGAGCACUGGAGGGAGGAGGCGGCCUGCGGGUACCUGGAGCAGGUGCUGUGCGUGCUCGCGCACCUGCGCAACAACAGGAAUCUGCAGAGGUUGAGUUUGUACGGGGACAUGUGCAUUUUUCAGGACGACAGCUUUCUGGACAGCUCUUACCUCAGCCAGAUCGACCAGGGUGGCAAGAAAAUUAAAGAGAUGCAGCAGCUGUUUGAGGAGAUCCUGUCUAACAGCAGGCAGCUGAAGUGGCUCUCCUCGUCCUUCAUGCUGGGUCUGGUGACUCCGUGCUCUUUGGCGACGCUCUCGAACCCCAGCGCUGAAACUCUGGAGCACCUCAGUCUGCUGGACGGUCAGCUGCCCAGCCUGGUGCCCACAGUCGAGCUUCAGCGCCUGGUGCACCUGCGCUCCCUCUCCAUCGACUUCUGCGACUUCUCCUCUGAAAUGUGCAGGCUGUUAUCCGCCAGCGACCGCACGCCCCUACACCGCCUCUCUCUGCUGCUCAACGGCGCCGCCCUGGAGGCCAAACCGCUGGAUGGAACGGCCACAGAAGAUGACCUAAAGGCGCUGGUGCGGCGCAGUGCUAACCUCCGCGUUUACCUGAUGGCUCUGGACGUGUGCAGUCAGGACCUGCUGAGAGUGCUGAAGCCCAGUCUGCCUCUGGAGAGAAUUCACCUUGACAGUUUCAGCACACUGGUGACCGACGGCGUCCUGGAGCUCAUCUCUCAGCAGUACCACAAAACACUCUCACACUUUGUGCUGGUGAGGGACGACGGCGGGUUUCCUGACCUCAGCAUGAACCGGAAUGAAGAUCCGCUGGUGCUGAUGGCCUGGCGGUGUGUGCACCUCACCGUCCUGAUCAUCCACGGUUACACAGUGUGGUCCCACAACCUGGUGGCCAUCUCUCGUCUGCGUGGCUCCAACCUGAAGGUUCUGACCGUGACGGAGGAGAGCAUCGACUUCGACCCGGAUCAGUCCGUGUUCAUCGAGGGCGACCCGGUGCACAACCUGGUGAAGGAGGUCUCCCUCGGGCUGGGGCGGGUGUGGCACCCCUCCAUGGACAGCAGUGUGAUCCUGAGCGACCCCACCCAACACUUCCACCGCGAGAUGCUGAGCUUCAGCGAGGGAGUUUAAACCCAGCAGGGCCUUUAGUUUAUUUCUUUACUGUCCUCCGCACCUUAUCCACCCUGUGCUGGAUUAUCUCACAUUAACAGGCCCUGUCUCAUUUUAUAUACUCCUCCUCCUUUAUUUCUUUUUCUGUUUUCAGCUUUUUUUUGUUGUUUUUUUGUUUCUGUUUUCCUUUCCUUCCUUGUAGUGUGAAUUUAAUCCUUUUGUAAGUGCUGUGUUUAACCAGUAUUAGCUCUAUAUUUAUAUCUAUCUAUAUAUCCUGCUUAUCAAUAGGAAAGUAUAGCUGGGUAUUGGUUUAGUAGCUAAUUGAUGAGUGGAUGGUGGAGAGGGGCUUCUCUUUUCUUUUUUUGUUUGUUUAUUUUCUUUUUUUUAACAGCGUGAGCUUAAAAAGGUUGUACAGAGUAUUUUGCUUCAUCUGCUCCUACGUUGGUUUCCUCUUACCGAGUGUGGAGUUACCUCAAAAACUGAAAUCAGUUUCAGAUCCAUCUUGGCUCUCGUGAUGACGACAAAAUCCUGCUUGUUUCCGUUGACCUACAGGGAGACUAGUCUUCCGGCCCGAGAGAGAAUGGGUGGAACUGAUGGACGUUUAGCUACACCCUGCAGCCUUCCUCUUCGUUCCUCCCUUCCUAGUCGUUAUUUGAAGAUGGUGACGUUGACGUUGUCGAUGUAAUUGUUGAUCUCGAUGUUCGUUUAAUGAUGACCGUGUCGCUUGGGGCGAAGCUCCCACUCUUUAUUGCUUUGUUUAAAUUUUGUUUUUUUCCUUUUGACUUUGACGUGGACAAACUUCCGCUGGCAAACAGAAGAUGAGCCAAGGUUUUUAGAACGGCACUCGAAACCUGUGCGCUGAACAUCCAGCUAGUGGAGGGUUUUUAUCUAUUUAACGUUCACUCGGGUCUGUCUCAGGUAGGCACCAACACCACGAUAAAAAUGACGAGGAUCAUGAUGAUGAUUAUGAUUAGGAGAAAGAGGAGGACUUGGGGGAAAGAGAAUGGAUGAGUGGAUGAGUGAGAACAAUCAGCUAGCUAUUCUAUUCUCUCAACUUGAAAGAACUUGCGGUGCCAAAUCAAGGUCCAGAAAGGCAAGAUAUCGGACCCUGGGUUUUGUUUCCGACGGUCUGGGCGGGUUUUUUGCAGCUCGUAUGCACCAGGAUUUUGUUCCAACAGCCUGAGCUGCCCUGAGAUCUUGUGCCGAUUGCCUUGUCAGCUCUGUUUGCUCAGAUUUUAACUUUUUUGAGCUGGUUCGCCGCCUAUUUUAAGGAACGGUUGGGCUGAAAAGCACAAAACUGUGCAGGUAUUCAGCUGUUUAGGUCCAGAAUUGCCCACCCCUGCUUUCUGAAAUUUCUGAUUUCUGUUUCUCUUGAGUCACAGUUGCCUUGAAAACCCCCUCUCCUGUUUUUUCCCCAUUUGUGCACACACACUUACACUUACACAGCUCUGGAAUAUGGAUUCAUGUACUCGUGGAUUCAUUUUACCUGUUAAUAUGAAGACCAGCAGUCAUUCAGUGGUGCAGUUUCGUCAUCGUCGCUACCGUCGCCACGCUCGUAGUCGCGGUGAACGAAUAUCCUCAGUGUUUCGCUCGGAGUACGCUCGCUCGCAAUCCAGCUCACAGUAUUUAUUUCUUCUGCGGAGUGUUUUUUUUAGGAGGAGGGAGGCUGUUGAUGAUGUUGUUAUUAAUAUAAUAGUUUCUGUUGAAUCCACCCUCCCACCCCCUACAUAUCUCAGGAUUUAUGACCCUUCCGGUACUUUUCCAGCGAAGGCGGUUUUGCCCAGGCUGUUUGUGGGGGACGCUCGGUGGGCAGGAUUUGAGGAGGAGUGUUUUUUGAUUUUUUUGGUUUUAACUUUUCUUUCUCUUUUUUUUCUUUGAUGAAAAUUU